Molecule: messenger RNA, 502 nt
Organism: Amphimedon queenslandica
Lineage: Eukaryota; Metazoa; Porifera; Demospongiae; Haplosclerida; Niphatidae
Exons: 3
Source: RefSeq, a predicted model, not a curated record
UUUUUGUUAGUUCUUUGUCUCACGCUCUCUCGUAAUAUUAUAAUAUCAGACGUGUUUAGGGGCGUGUUAACAAUGCGGAUGCCAUGGCAACAGUUAUUUAUUGGGAUAGAAAUGAGCGUGGUUGAUCGACCUUCGUCUUAUUACAUGGUACUACAAGGAAAUGGUCGUAUUAUGUAUCACAGUAGAUAUCCUACUACUUAUGUUUAUGACAUUGACCCCACCACUAUUGAAAAUAAUGAAGCAUUUCCAACCAUCUUGAGUGCCAUUUUGAAUGGUCAAAAUGAAUCCUUACCAUUCAAUAAUACAUUAUUAUACUCUAAUAAUAAUCAAAGUUAUUUCACUCGUACCGUUCCCUCCACCUAUUACUGCUGGGAGGUCCUUGAUGAUCUGUUGUUUCUGUCAACUUCCCGAUCCUCUCCUCUUUUAAAUGUAUUUGCUUGUUUGGUGUUAGCUGAUGAGGAUCAGUCAAUUGUCGAUACAUUUAGAGAAUUUGAUAUUUCUG